This is a messenger RNA of Periophthalmus magnuspinnatus, 3040 nucleotides long. Its product is annotated as insulin-like growth factor-binding protein 4. Gene Ontology annotation, biological process: regulation of insulin-like growth factor receptor signaling pathway. The coding region runs from base 469 to 1239 and encodes 256 amino acids. Lineage: Eukaryota; Metazoa; Chordata; Actinopteri; Gobiiformes; Gobiidae. The record is from RefSeq and is a predicted model, not a curated record. The transcript has 4 exons. Gene Ontology annotation, cellular component: extracellular region. Gene Ontology annotation, molecular function: insulin-like growth factor I binding; insulin-like growth factor II binding.
UAUAAAGUCCAAGCAGAGUCACUCACAUUGAGCCAGUCCUUUGCUCUGCACAGACCAGCAAGAUAACUCACCCACAGCUAUUGCAACAUUAACAACUGGACUUUGAUUUCUGCAAAAAGCUGACUUCUAAAGCAAGACUAGCCUGUGCAUGCCGGAUAGGAUAACCACUCUGCAACUGCCCAUGACAAGAUUAAAGAAGCUGGUGUCACCUGUACUCACCAGCGAAGUCUGACCAAGCGUCGGGUUCAAUUUCAAUUGUGAAACUGAAUCAGAGGAGCAAAAGUGGCAGCACAGCUGUGGCAUUGUGUCCCUGUAAUUGAGACCUUCAGAAAAUAUCAGAGACAAAGCAGUGCUCUUUUAAACUGUAUUUUAAUCGUUUUUGGUGCAAGAAUCAGUGACUAUUGAAGAAGGAGGAAAAGAAGAUCUACUUCACCUUAUCUUAAGCUUGAGCGCAGGUGAGGGGCUGCCAUGACGCGUGGAGCUCCGUCCUGCUGGAGCUUAGGGACACUUUGGUUUGCGCUGUCCCUUGCCGCUCUGGGUUUUUCGGACCAGGCUAUACGCUGUCCCAUCUGCACAGAGGAGAAGCUAGCCACCUGUCGCCUGCCAGACGGGUGCGAGGAGACAGUGAGGGAGCCUGGGUGCGGGUGCUGCCCCACCUGUGCCCUGCCCAAAGGGGCGCAUUGCGGGGUGUACUCUCCCCGGUGUGGCACAGGGCUCCGCUGUUACCCACCCCGAGGAGUGGAGAGACCGCUGCACUUGCUCAUGCACGGUCAGGGGGUGUGCACGGACGAAAGGGAGUUGGAGGACAACUCAGCUUUGGAGCGGCAGGAGGAGAUCAUCCCUGAGCAUCCAAACAACAGUAAUAUCCGCUGCAGCCCUCAAGACAAGCGCUGCAUACAGAAGACCCUCGCCCGGCACCCGUCUAAACCCACAAACCAGAGGAACAUGGGCAGAGAGGAGGCCAAGGCUGCGCUGGCUCCAUGUCGUGCGGAGCUGCAGAGGGCACUGGACCGACUAGCCUCAAACUCUCGUACCCAUGAUGACCUGUUCACCAUCCCCAUCCCGAACUGCGACAAGAAUGGAGACUUCCAUACCAAACAGUGCCACCCUGCCCGCGACGGCCAAAGGGGAAAGUGCUGGUGUGUGGAUCCCAAAACUGGUCUGAGGAUCCCGGGACCCCUGGAACUUCGGGGGGACUUGGACUGCCACCAGCUUGUGUCGGCUACACUGAGAGACUGAACUGUAGGGGGUGUUGUGGAGAGAGCAGAAUCAGCUGAAUUCUACUGGUGCUUAUAGGAGCUGUACACUUGGAGAAGGACUUUGCCGCAAAGCCUGACUCAUGACGGGGUCAUGGUAUCUGCGCUUAUGAAACAAAAAGGAAACCAUUGACUGUUUUGCUAUUUUAUUUUUCCUGUGUGUGAGAGGGUGUUGUGAGUCUUUUGAGCACUUGUUGUAUAUUGUUUUGGCUCUGUGAACUUGAGAAUGUUUUUAGACAUGUGCUUCUGAAAUACAAGUGGCAAAAAAUGUUUAAGAUGUGAUAAACAUAAGUAGGCAAAAUGUGUUUGUCUAGUCUAAACUCUCCAAAAAUAUUAAAAUAAAACAGAUGACAUAAAUUAAGCCUUUCCAAGGUUCUAUAUGGUUAUUAGUAGGCUUAUAGCUAGCAGUUUUUAAAUAUUGUAGCCAACAACUUCAUGUCACGACCCUCUAAUGUUGAAUUACACCUAAGCUGGUCUCCACAAAUGGCAGGCUGCUGAGAUGAACUGAUGAAGAGUGGAAUAAAAAAAACCCACAAUCUCCUGUGUUAAACUGCCAAAUGCUACGCUGUUGCGUUUUACUGCACCAAAGUGAAAAUGAUAUCCUUGACAGACAUUUGGUUAAAAACCCAACAGAGACACAUUACAGUUACUGUGAACAGUUGUUGUCCAAAAGCCUGAAGCAGAGCGGGGCUAAAUGCUGUACACUGCUGAUAGUCUAAUCAUGUUCCCACAGCAUCCGCUGGAUGCCAAUUUCACUUCAAAUGUUUUAAGACACACCUCGACUCAUUUUCAAUAUCCAUCUAAAGGAAGAAAUGCAGAUUUUCUACCAAGAAACUUCACCACACCUGAUAAAAAUUUCAAACGUGUCUGUGAUGUAUUAAAACAAUGACUUAAGUGUAACUUAACUGUAAGGUUCUGUGGAGCUGGUCUAAAGUGAUGAGCACAUGUGCAAACAUCUGCAACAGCCUUGGGUGAAAGAUGUCACUCAUAACCACAGUAAAUAUCAUCUAAACAGUGCAGCUGUAUACACUCCGGAGCUGACACUAGGCCUGGUGUUAUGGAAUACAAGCAGUGUUAAAACUAGAGACUGUUCAGUUUAGACUCUGCAUCUCCCUCACAGUCUGUACAGGUUUAAAUGAUAAACAAUACAAACUGGUUGUCAACUGGUGCUAUGUUCAAAACCAAACAAGGUGUAGCUGAACCCCUUAGGCACAUAACAUAUUGUAAAAUCAACUGUAGAAUGACUACAGAUGUGAAAUAAGGGGAUGCUUAAAUCUCAUAUAAACAGAGAUUGUAAUCAUGCACACACCACCCAUAAGAGGCAGCAAAGAAUGGUAAAUGCUGGGUUAUUCAUGUAGCUUGAGCCAAAUGUUCUCGUUCCAAAGACUAGAAGAAAAUACUUCUUUUAUAAAUCCAGGCAUGUGUAAGUUUUAGAAUAUGUUUUAGAAGAAGCUAAAUCUUUAAGUUGUUGAAUUGUUGAGUGAAUUUUUUUUAUUAAAUAUGUUGAUUGUUUAAGCUACAGUACUUUGUGUUUAUUGUUGCUGAAUAUAAUGACGUUCUCAACAUUUCUGUACUAUGUUAUCACUAUAUUUGUUAUGUGUACAGCAAAUGAAAUCUGUCUGCAUGAAUACAAAUGAACAUGGGUUGGGACAAAACAGUCUUUGUCAAGAUUACAAGAAUAAAUAAAAACAAUCUUAACUAAACCAUGGAUAACCAUUUAUGUUGUAAUUGUUUUAUAUAUAAAAUGUAGUAUAUGUAUAUGUCAAUAAAAUGUAUACAAAGCU